GUCGAAUUCGUGGAAUAAAGACGUUCGUAUUACUAGUCCUUUUCUUAUGCUAGUGUCUUCAGAAAGACUGUGGCCCGGUUGUACGCAAGUAAGAAGCUAUAAGGAUAAAUCAGGAAAUAGUCGCGCCAUCAACACCAACAAGCAUGAUAAUUCUAUCUCGACAAAGUAUAGAAAUGUAAUCUAAAUUCAUGUUGUCUGCUUCUCCUGUUUGUUUCUGAAAAACAUGAAAAAUAGUUUCUUAUGAUGAUGCAAAAAAAAUAUUUCUCAAGCGGCGAGGAGACGGACCGCGACACAACCACCACUCGGGGUUACUAGUACUACUAAAUAGUACUACUAUUAAGGCCCAAGAACUUUCAUUAGUCAUUGAAGUUGGUCACUGACAGCGAAGCGGAGACCCCUUGAGACAACACUGGAAAUCUAAGGGAAGAAGGGGAAAGCUCUGUAAGGGGCCUUGUCCGGUUCAGAGUCAGUGACAAAUGACUGCUGACCUUUAAUACUAGUAACUAUCUUCACAACCUUUUUGGGUCGUUACGGUGAUUACCAGCAUUCGCGUCACCUUCAUCCUAGGCAGCUUUACGACAAGCGAAUACAGAGGAACUCUCGCACAGAGGAACUCUUUUUUUUCGGCAGCGGCGGGGCAGUUGUUCCCAGAGGACCUGUGUAACUACUGCCAAGUAACUACUGUCACAGCGUCUUGUUCUUUCCACCUCGUUUCAUUCAGAAUCAUGCGAAGCUGAAGAACGCGAAGAUCUGCCUCAACUCUUGCAGCUGGCAUUACCGACAACUGAGACUACAACUAGUGACAGCGCGGUUAUUUUACAACGAGAAGCCUCGCUAGUACAGCAAAGGUUGGACUCGAAGUGAUAGCGGCAUCUUCUCUGAAAAAGAAGAACAAGAAUAACACUGUACAGUUUGCAAAGAGAAUACAACAAGAGCGCGUGUUGAGGCCUAGUACACGCGUUGAGGCCCAGCUGCGCACUCCUGGCACAACAUCUUCGACCCCAACUUAGAUAGAAGUUGACUUACAAGGACUACAAAAUGGAAGGCUUGAAGGAUCCUUGUGGAGACAGGGCAGUGAAGACCCUUCCACCACCACCAGCAAAGCCAUUGGACGAAGCGCUUCUUUACCCAGAUGGCGACAAGAAAAAGCCAGAUGUAGCGUGUCUCAAAAAGCAUCUCUUGAGCUACGGGUUGAUGCAAGUUGCCCUACUAACUUCUAUCUUCAUCUCUAAAAGUAGUUGUACUUGUAGUAUUUGUGAACAACCGAGUACUUGUAUUUGUGUAGAGAUAGAUAGAUAGUUCCAAAAGUGUAUUUUCUAUAAGGACCUCCUCAAAAGGGUAUUUUCUAUGGGAAAAGAGAUCCUUAGAGAAGAAUAUGCAACCUAGAACUAGAUGGGCCAACAACUUUCUCCCGCUAAUCGAAGGAAGGGAAGCUAGCAAAGUCGACACUGUUGGACAUCAUUGCGAGAGUGCAGGAGAUCUAUAGAUCAGAAAGCACGCUGGUACUACUUGCUACUGAUUUUUACCUACUUUUUCUUAAGACUUCUGGAUUCGAACCGAGGAAACCAAAAUAUCAAAAAGCCACCCACAUCAACGCAAUGAUUGAACAUUCUUAUUUUUUCUACACUGACUACAGUUGAAAAGCCACAGAAGUUCUUAUUCAAGCUCUUACUCUUUUGCUUUCAAUAUUCUCUAUUCUGAUCUACAACCACAGGUGAAAGUCCGAGAUCCAAUAACAGUAGUCGGGGAUAUACACGGACAGUACUACGAUUUCGUGAAGCUUUUAGACGUUGGGGGCGACCCUAUGACAACGCAGACGCAAUAUCUUUUUCUAGGUACAACUACCAUCCACUUUUUAGUCGUAACGACUAUUAUUCUCGUACUAAGAACAGGAAGAUUAGAACAAGAACAUACAAGAGUAUCAGUACAGUCCUUUAUUAUCUAUGGAGAUAGAAUCCGGUCUAUUUAAUGCACAGCCCGUUCUUCCCUCACUGCUCUUCCUCCUUGCUGUGCGCCUCAUGUUUUUGCCAACUGCUACUACCAUUUUACAUCAGGCGACUACGUUGACCGAGGGAGCUAUGCAAUUGAAGUGCUAAUGGUGCUUUUUUGCCUAAAGAUUCAGCUACCAAAACGGAUAUGGAUGCUUAGGGGGAACCACGAAUGCAGGCAAAUGAGCUCAUUCUUUUAAGGCUUGCUCCACUCAUGAGCUCAUUCAUCUUGUGAAGCAUCUUCAUCUUGUGAAGCAUACGUUAAACCUUUUCUAUUGGCGAAACGCGCUAGAGACGACUACCAAGAUGAUGACGAAUUUGGUCAAUAGCUCUAAUUCUUUAACUUCAGGGACGAAUGCGAGGCAAAGUAUGACACAACAGUCUACAACGCGUUCAUGGAGUGCUUCGAUGCACUACCUCUAGCCUGUCUCAUCAAUGGAAAGUUUCUUGGCGUGCAUGGCGGGUAAUAAUUUCUAUGCUAUUUUUUUUGGAAGCAUCGAUCUUGAUCUUACUCAGCAUUUGUUUACUCUUUCUUAUAUCUUGUUGCAGCAUGACCUUUUUGUAGUGUCUGUCAUGGUUUCACUAUUCAUCCAAGACGUACAACAAUAAUCACAACAUCAGGAUAUCGCCGGACCUGGUGUCGUUGAAGCAGUUAGAUAGGGUCGACCGGUUCGCGGAGCCACCAAGGGAGGGUGUUUUGUGCGACUUAAUUUGGGCAGACCCGAUGGACGAGGCAAAUGAGGCUAGCGCUAAAGUUAAGGGGAAAUAGGCUAGUCGUGCUAAAGCUAAGGGUAAUCUUAUUAAUCUUAUAAUGGAUGUUUUUGUGAGUUAGUUUGUGAAUUCUGGUGAGGCUAUCUCAUCGUCUCGUUCUGCAGCAUCUUAAUUGAAUCCUGUGGUUUUGAAUGGCGUGAGCACGAGUUUACAACCUCUGUUCUGUGAUGAUCAGCUGUUAUCCUAAUUCACGCCGUUUUGAAGAUCGUCUUGAAGAUGCAAACCACGAAAUGCAUAGAUUAGACUGUCACUUCUAGUUCUAAUCACGACGUCUUCGUGAAGAAUGAAGUGCGCGGAUGCAGUUGGUUCUUCACCUAUGAAGCAGCGACGCAGUUUCUCUACAAGAACUCACUUCUAAGCGUCAUUCGAGCACACGAAGCGCAGAUAGAAGGGUAUGUUCGUUGGUCAUCUAGGCAUAUAGUUGUGUUUGAGAGUGAGAUUAAUAGGAUUGGCGGGAAUGAUCCUCGUCUAUGAAUUUGCUAUUUUUUCAUCUUGUUCAGCUUUUUUAUUGAAGAAGCCUGAUCGUGAAUUCCCAUUCCCUAAACCUCUUGCACCAGAUACAAAAUGCACAAGACGAACAAUGCGACUGGAUUUCCGACAGUUAUCACGAUAUUUAGUGCGCCCAAUUACUGCGACGUCUACAACAACAAGGGAGCAAUAUUGAAGUUCGACAACAACACGCUGAAUAUCUUGCAGUUCAACUUCUCACAGCAUCCCUAUCAUCUACCGAAUUUCAUGGACGUUUUUACGUGGUCUUUGCCUUUUGUCGUCGAAAAGGUAGGAAACUAUAUAUAACGAUCAUGGCUUUAACGACUUGCAUUACUGUAUCUAGAACAAACACCACCUCCAGUAUAGGUACAAUCAUCAUCAUAUCGUCCCGCCGGUAGUCGAGGUGGAGUACUACUCGGGAUGCCCAUCAAUCAAUCAAUCUCUGAUGAAGAUUGAUCAUUUUUUGCCCACGCAUAGGUAAGAGUAAGAUUGAUCUAAGAACCACAGUCGUCGAACAUCACGGACGAACAACAGAACAACAAUUUUUAGCAAUGUACCUCUUGCUAGGCAGAUUAACCACGACUCAAUCAGUCACUCAGUCAAUCAAUCACUCAGUCAAUCAAUCAGGCAAUAAAUCCAUCAAUGAAUCACGGACCCACUCACUGAAUCAAAAUCCGAUGACAGGUAACGGAGAUGUUAUAUUACAUGUUGCAGCCAUCGACAGAGACAGAGGCGGAGCAAGACAUACAAGAAAAGGACUUGCCACCUGCAGUCCAAAAGAUUGUGCGAAAUAGUCUGUCGAUGGAGCAGAAUGAUGUGGUAUUAAAUAUACCUGAAUGAAAUAGCCUGUCGUCUUAUUUUUACAGUCAACCUUAGUUGAGGAUGGUCUAUUGUGGCGUAGUCGAGCAUGUAUCCUCAAUAAAAAAAACAUUCGUAGUACCCUGUUCUAAGUACUCACACAUUAGAUAAAUCUAGCGGCGCGACUAGCGGAAGGUCUGGAGGGAGAGGCAACGCAGAAUAAAUCAGUAAUGCCUACAAACGAGCAGCUAGAUCAAAGUGAGAAGCACGAUCGUUUGCGGAAAAAAGUGAAAACUAUUGCAAGGAUGGCACGUACUAUUGAUUCCCAUUUACUAUCGAUAUUUGAGGUUUGCUAAUUUGGUUUUGUUCUAUCUUUAUUUUCUAUGCUCUACAUUUCUAUGAGAUUUCGCUCUGUGUCACUCUCACUGUCAUCGGGGAAUUAGUUUCCUUUUAUUUGUAGAAAUAUUUAUUGUACAACCUGCCUUGAAAGAAACUUCUAGCUACUUACUUAUGUUUGUUUCCAGCACCACGUUGAUCUCCAGCAUCGCCAAUAAAGAGGAUUUUCUCACUUCUUCCAGGUAUGUUCAAGACUCUGCGACAGGAGAAUGAGGCAGUGAUCCGACUGAAGGGCGUGUGCCCAGGGCACAGACUGCCACCAGGGCUAUUGUUGGCAGGGAAGUCAGGCCUCGCCACGGAACUAGAGAGGUUCGACCACGCUCGAUCAGUAGACAUGCGCAACGAACAGCGACCUGACUAAUUAUCUUAUGGUGAAAAUUUUAGGUGGAACAAGUACAAGUAGAAGAUUCAAUCUAGAUGUAGAUUGUUUAACAAACAAGGAAGAUCUGACAAAUCUUAUGGUGAAAGGCCACUCUCAUUGACUCUCUCAGUUCGUAGUCUACACGCUAUUCACUAAUAAUCUUCUGUGUCAUUCACAUUCUCAUCUCAUGUCAACAAAGUAUAUCUCAUCCUAGGAAUGCACACGCUAAUAAUCGAUACUAGUGACGCGACUUGUGGGGAUACUGGGUGCGAUGAGCGCGAACGGCGUUGCCUGACGCAGAAGUACAAGCGUCAAUUUCCUUGAUAAUGUCUACUUACUUGAUAAUGUUUUUGUUUGUUUAUCCAUCCUCGCUGAUAGGAGUUACUUUAUUCGUCAUUCACGUCAAAGAAAAAGAUCGAAGUAGUAGAUCUAGUUGUACUGGUUUCUGUCUAUUUUCUUGAUUUAUCCCGAGCAACUUCCGAAGUUGUAUCUUAGUUAAACAUCCGGUAAGUGUAAAUGGUCAACCUUUCUAAGCUUUCAAUUAAAUUUCCUGAAGAUGAUUAGUUGUAGAUCCUUAACUAAGAUAUCUUUGUUUAGUUUUGCUGUAUCGACGAAGACGCGGAUGAAGUAGAGAACAACAAUUUAAGCCUCCUGUAUUAUCACGAUCGCGAAGAAGAAGGUUUAUAUUAUAUGAUAUGUCGCUUUCAGGAGUAGUUGCGUAGAGAUCUACGCUAGUUGUAGCAUAGGCAUUAUGAAGGUAGCCAAUUUUUUCUUUCUCCAGCUUGUUUAUGUAUGUCACCCAAAUCUAGCUGUUUAUGUAUGUCUCCAGCUUCAUAAUGUCACCCGAAACUAGCUUGUUUCCUCCCCUUGCACACUUUGCCGAGAGAGGAAGCCAGUUUUUCCUUUCUCCAGUUGCUGCAAAGUGCAUGGUGAACGUAACGAUAUAUCCACAAGAUAACGCAACCGUUUUCAAUUUAGUCUAAGUAAGAGAGUCAAGAAAACGUGAAAAAAUGUGGGACUAUCGCAAUUCCUACCACUAUCUAAUGAGUAGCUGACUAUGCUUCAUCUGUUUUCGCUUCGUCAUUAAAUAUACACUAGCCUCCAUAAGCUUCGCCCGGCUUCAGGUUUAGCUUUAGCACUUCGCCGCCCACGGGCUACAGCUAGAGACAGCCCGCGGGUUCGCUAUAGAUAGUUCGCUUCGUUAUAAGUAUACACUUUUUAUGAAUACGAUUCAUAGACACGGACGGACGCGUGGGCCGACAUUCUUCAUAAUGUUUCGCUCGAAUCAACAUUUGCCUGUAAAUUGUACAGACUAAUCGCGUCUAGGUAGCAACAAUCUCGUCGUCUAGGCAGCUAAAAAUGGCACUGCUAGAGGUGGGGAUGAUGGAUGACGCGACACGUAGUAAAGGCAGGCAAGAACAUGAAGACAAAAAGUCUGACGGGAUUCAUUUCAGCUUCUUGUUUACAAGCUGCAGGCCGCCUACUCAUUCAAUGCCAAUUAAUAGAUACUAGAAUCCCUCGUUAUGAUUCAUCAUUUUUCCGCUACGCUUAACAACGUUGAGAGCCAAGAGGCACCGCUCUCAACGUGGUUGGAGGCCGUCUCCAUCCCAAAGGCUGUCGUUUUUAGUCUUGAUUUUUGGAAGCCUCUCAGAAACUAUUUUGAUGCCUUGCGAUCGCGAUUGAUCCCGAUGCUGCCGCUCCCCCCUUUAUUUUGUCGAGAUAAAACCACCUACGGCGCGACGAGCAACUCUCUUUGGAUUUCGAUGUUUUUCUUUACUCUAUGGCUGUACUAGUAAGUGAUUUUUCUAUCCUGGAUCUUCAUUUUCUGCUACUUUUUCUGCGUGCUCUUUUCCGUUCAAGCGACAUAAAUGAACAACAACUCGCCCUUCCAGAAGUCAAGGUCCGCAUGUCACCACCAGGUCUUGAUGUCAGUUCUUCUUCCAAUCACAAUUCGAUUUCUUUGCGUCCAACAGCUUAAAGGGUUGAGUUGAGCAGAACCAGUAGAAGUAAUUCUUCGAUUCUUCGAGUUUCUGC
Amoebophrya sp. A25 is the source of this 6837-nucleotide messenger RNA. NCBI's taxonomy places the organism in Eukaryota, Dinophyceae, Syndiniales, Amoebophryaceae. The record is from the annotation of a GenBank genome assembly.